CAGACUAAUUCCCACAAUGCCCAGUAACACGCAGGCGCACUGUAAAAAAUAAAAAAAUAAAAAAAAAAUAAAAAAAAUAAGACAGCUAUCUGUGAUCAGAGAUGGCGGGCGCCUCCGACCCCCUGGAAGAUAUGCUCUUUUCAGAGGUGGAUGAAGAAGCCGUGAGCGACCUAGUGGGCUCAUUGGAGUCACAGCUUGCUGGCCAAAGCAACCCAGCAGGGAAAACAGACGAAAACGGAGGCGCUGGCUCAGUGGCCCCCGCUAACCAUCACUUAGGAAAAACGCUACCAGCUCCAGUGGGCACCACAACACUAGAACAACAACAACAAGGACGGCGUAAUAAACCCGAGAUGCGCCUGGAGAUCAACUCUAAAGACGUAAGCCCGGAUAAAACUGUCACAUCUCCUUCCUCGGGCUGCGCCUCUUCUUUUGGCGAGCCUUCAACCACUUCGGCUGCCGGUGUGAACGCCACUAGCAGCGGCUCGCAAUCACAUGGAGCAUCCAUCACAACACUGACUGCAUCUGGUGUGUCAACUUUGGCGUCUCCGCCAGCCAGCAUCAGCACCACAGCCAGCAGCCAGCGGGGGUCUAAGGUUAGCCCGGGCACAGGUGAGACGUCGUCGGAAGCUAGCCCGCCGAGAAAACGCAUAAGCACGCCGCGGAGGAGCGCCUCGGCUCGGAUAAAGAGUUUGAACGGCGCCGCUGUAACGACGAGGAGGACCAGCAGCACAGCGGCGUCUGAAAGCGCUAGCCCUCUGGAUACCGGUGCAACUACACCAAACUCCACUCGACCGGUGACAUCCCCUAUCAACACCUCGACUUUCACCUUAUCCAACCUCGCUGUAGGUCAGUCGGCUAUAGCUCUGGACCGGGGGACUCCUACCAUCGCUUUGCACAGACUCCCGAGUCAUAUUGUAGCGAGCAUAGCCCAGAACGGUAACGGGACCAGUGUGUCGGCCUUGGUCCAGCAGGGCACUCGCAUAGGACCCGUCAACUCUUCAGCUCCACAGGGGAACCACAGCAAAACCAUCACAGACACUGGGGCUUCCAAAACAGACGAUUGUCAGUCAAAAAUUGUAAUGUCAAGCCAGUCUGGUAGUGUCAACUCUGUAAUAAACACUGUUCCCCCUGUUGUCACACCACCACCACCACCACCACCACCACCACCAACAACAACAACAACAACAGCAACCACAGCAGCAGCUACAACAACCACAACAGUAACUCAGCCUUUGAGCUCUGCCACAGCUGCUGCUUGUGUUACAGGGGCAGUGGCAACAAGUUCUGUAUGUGGUACUGGUCUAACUACAUCAGUGACUAGCACUCUUAGCAUGGUCAGGCCCACAGCCCCCUCUACGACGCCUGCUGUGGCCACCACCGCACAACCCCGUCCUGGACUUACAGCACCUCAGAGGAUCGUAGCCCCCCAGCUGAUUGUCAGACCACCUCAGCAGCAGACGACCAUUCAGCUGCCCCCUGGGUUUACCAUCCCACCGGGGAUGGUGUUGGUACGAACAGAGUUGGGCCAAUUAGUGAUGGUUCCUCAGCAAGCUUUGGCUCAAGCGCAGGCUCAAGCCCAGGCACAGGCUCAGAACAACAUCUCUCCACGACCUGCCACCCCCACAACAGGAGCGUCCUUCAGAGUAACUACUCCACAGUCUCCUGUGACCUCUCAAACCACCAGGCAGUGUCCUUUGACCCCAGCUAAGAUGGUACCGUCUGCCUCUCCUUCCAGCCCCGCCCUCCAGACCUCUUCCUCUUCCUCUUCUUCCUCCUCCUCCUCCUGUCCUGCACUCCGCCCAAAGGGCCCCGUGGCACCGGCCGUGGCUGUGACGGCUCCACAGCAGACCCCCGUGGUUAUGACCCCCCAGGCCCCGGCCCAAGCUACCUCCCAGCCAGUGCAGCCUCCGCAGACGGGCAUCGCUGCGGCCCCCGGAGCUCCUGUCGUGUCCCAGGAAAUGCAAGAAAACGUCAAGAAGUGUAAGAAUUUCCUGGCCACACUUAUCAAGUUGGCGUCUCACAAUUCUCCGUCCCCUGAGACUUCCAAGAACGUCAAAGCUCUGGUUCAGGAUCUGCUGGAUGCCAAGAUUGAACCGGAGGAGUUCACCAGCCGGCUGCAGACUGAGCUCAAGUCGUCUCCGCAGCCUUACCUGGUGCCGUUUCUCAAGAAGAGCCUCCCGGCCCUGAGGUUGUCUUUGUUGAAUAGUCAGCAGUCCCUGACGCAGCCCCCACAGCAGGGAGUCAAACCAGCACCCGGUGGCACCCCCCCUGCCAUUGUAGCUGGUCCAGCUGUCCGCAUACGCCACCCUAACAGCGUCAGUACCACUGCAGGUGCCAGUGCCCUGCCUACCGGGACUCUCGGACAUACAGCUGCCAUGGGUAUGAAGACAGCGGGCACGGUCAGUGGUCAGGUCCGAAUGCCUGUAGUGAUCACACAGUCUGUCAGAGCGCAAGGCACAAUGGGGAAGGGAGCCAUCAUCCAAGCAGGCAAAAGUCCCGUGGGCUUGGCUGUUCAGAUCUCUGGGAAUCAGAAAAACAAGCUCAAUGACCCCGGAGGAGGCUCUUUCAGGGAUGAUGAUGACAUCAAUGACGUAGCCUCCAUGGCCGGGGUGAACCUGAACGAGGAGAGCGCAAGAAUACUCGCCACCAACUCUGAACUAGUGGGAACACAGAUCCGCUCAUGUAAAGACGAGGCCUUUCUCCACCCGGGACUGCUCCAUCGACGAAUAUUGGAAACAGCUAAAAAGUUUGGAGUCACAGAGGUUCCUAUGGAGGCAGUGACGUUCAUCUCACACGCCACACAGUCACGGCUCCGUACUGUGGUAGAAAAAGUUUCGACUAUCGCACAGCACCGACUGGACUCCUGUAAGGAUGAUGAGUGCUACGAGCAGUCUGCAGACGUUCGCUCUCAGCUUCGCUUCUUCGAGCAGCUGGAGAGAAUCGAGAAGCAGAGGAAGGACGAGCAGGAGAGAGAGAUCCUGUUGAAAGCCGCUAAAAGUCGCUCCAGGCAAGAGGACCCAGAGCAAGCUCGACUGAAACAGAAAGCUAAGGAGAAGAACUUCACUAGGUGCUCGCAGUCCUUGGCUCGCUAACAAGGAUCAAGAAGAUUGUGUGGAGCUUCCAUAAAAUAGUCUGAGUAGGCAGGAGGAUAAAACAAGCACCAUUCACCUGUUGUUGUUGUUAUUGUUGAUGUAAAACUUACGGAGCAGACGUGGUUUCUUCAAAGUCACUUUCUCUUUUAAAAAAAAAACUUUUAUUCAUCCAGGUAAAGUUUACUGAGCAUGUAUGCACUUUUCUCACCAAUACCCUAAUUUAUACUUACACAGUUAUACAAUUUUCCACUUGACAGCUCCCCAGUGCAACCGCUGUCUUUUAAUGUCCACCACUCAGCCAUUUACAUUUAGGGGUAACUGUAAAUGCCUUGCUCCGGGGCAACUCCGUGUUGUUGUUUGGCCAAAGUAUUUAGCCAGUCUGUGGUGUUGAACUUGUGACCUUCAAGUGACUCGUGGACUUCUCUUACCUCUGGCUACUGGCAGUGCUCUGUCUUUUCUCUUCGUCUCCUGGACAUUUCUUUCUAGCAACAUUGAGCCCUGCUGCAGUUUAGAACAUUCACUCUAGAUCUCAGCCUACCCAUAAGCCCCACAUAUGCAAAUGAAGCAGCGUAAUAGGCAGUGCGAUAGGUUUAGCUCCAGGGGCCAUGUGAUCAAAGUGGAUCUCCUCCCUGUUAAGUGGCAGUCCGCUCGUCAUCUGGAUACGGCCAGAUUAGUGCCUCGUGAGGAGACGCCGCGUGCACGUAUGCGCAUUUCCAUUUUCAUGUGGAAUUUUAAGAAGGUGGUUUUGAAAUUGUUACUUUAUGUAAUGCUUUCUCCCCAGAGACGAGGAAGACUCCCAAACCUCCCCCAAGUGCCCCCCUUACCCAUCUACCCACACACACAUGCACAAACACACCUUCUUCCACCCUCCCUCACCUCUUUCUUUUUUGCUUAAUGACCAUCGUUUCUCAGCCCCCGUGCCUCUCCGGUUUUCAUCACCUGAGCUGGCUGUUUGUGUCACUGCAGAGUCUGUCGGCAGCUCACACAUCUGUGCAAAUUUCAUCAGGAUAAUGAGCCCGAGUUACUCUUCCAGGCGACGGGCAGAGGAGCCAGCCUCUCUUUAAGCCUCUCUCCAUGGUCACGCACACAUACACGCAAAAAACAACCACCGCCACCAAACAAUCAUCAUUUUGGAGAGAUGAAAUUACAUCGUGUUAUACACUUGAACCAAGUGUCGGCAUGUGAAUUGAGCUAGCGCGUGAUUUGUUUUUAAAAAGGCAGGCUCUGUAUAUUGUGAUCUGAGUCCAGUGACCAGGUGUUAACUCAUGCUAAACAAAUGCAUGAUAUAAAUGGUCAAAGCAGGUUGAAAGCCACGUCAGGUCAGUUUCAUUUAUAUAAUUUGCCUCUGUGCAACAUGUCAGAACACCUCCAUCCUUAAUUGGAAGGAAAAACUCCACAAUGAAGAAACCUCAGGUGGAGCAACAAAGAAGGGAUCCUUCUUCCAAUGUGUAUCCUGAAUCCUUUGUCAUAUCCAGGUUUUUCCAGGUAAAAGUGUUUUUUUUUGUCUGAUAGUGAUAUCACUUACACUCUACAGAUCCACAUAGUAGAUGCUUGAAUGGUUACAGUUAAGUCACUAGCAUUGCUCACAGUCUCUCACUUAGACUGAUAGCAUAACAUAAAUAUUGGUUCUCACCUUUUUAUAGUUCCUUAAAUGUUGAUAUAGUGAUUUUAAGGGCAUGUUAGUAAAGAAUACAAAACAAUAGUUUAGAUUGAACUUCAUCUAAAAUGUGUUGUUUGUUUGAAACCUGAGUCAGUAUACUAGCAGGAUCCAACACCAGUCUGUCCAUUUAGACCUUUGGUGGUCAUGUUCCCCAGAGGAUAAAACCCAAUGUAUUUGUCAUCUUUUGUUUUGUGUACUGUUAAACUGAAACUUACAAACAAGAAAUAUCUGAAUAUGUUCACACUGUAAAUCUUAGUGCUUGAUUCAGAUUUUUUGUUUGGACAUUCAUAUUACUUUUUAAAUGUGGCAAAUAUUAGAUUUCAGUGUGAGCUGCUCAUGGUCCUGAAUUAGCACGCUUGCAAGAGUAAUAACAAAGACGUCACACACAGUAUGAUGUAGAACAGAAGUAAAACAUAAAGGCUACUGAAGUCAGCAUUUGCUAUUUCAUUUAAAGGCUGAUGUGCAGUGGGUGCCGAGCAGACGUUAACAAGGAUGACGGAGAAAGAGAGCCAAUUUUUUAAUUAUGGCUCUUUGUGGAGCAAUGACUGCUUCUUGUAUUGAGGUGUGUGUGGAUGCUGGCUCGUAGUCAGAAGUGGUGGGAUGGUGACGUGAAUGACUUCACAGAAACAGAUUUCCGUUCAAAAAUUUCAGAAUGUCAAGGGCUACUUAUAACUGCUACUGUCAGUGCCUCUCCACAAGACACUCACUUCUGUCUCCAAUGCUUGUAAUCUGAGUAAUGCCAGCACCAGAAUUGUGUUGAAUGUCGUCCUAUAGUGACGUGACAGUCACAUAAAGAGUCAGACUGAGGUUGCAUUGCAAAAAAUCUGGCUUGUAUCUGACUUAGGAUGCUGAAGCUGUAUCCAGAGGCGUAAGUAGAUGUAUGUACACAAAUCUGUUUCAGAUUUGGUGCCACAUUUGUCUGCAAUAAACCUGAACCUAGUAAGCAGAUUGCCAUGACAUUCACUGAGCAUCUCCUCAACAGAUGAAACCUUGUGGACAAUCCAUGAGAGUCUAUUAGACCCAAACCUCAACAGUACAAUCUUUUGUAUUGAGGCUUAAGGAACAUUGUAGGUCUUAUGUGUUACUAGCAGGGCCUUUUGUACAUUUUUGUAGUUAUGCCUCUAAUUGUGUAUUUGUACCAGCAAACCUUAACCCACAACCUUGUCACCAACAGAGCAGGUUCUUCAGAUAGACGCUGAUAGAGGUUUUGAGAGAGAGGGAGAGAGAGAGAGAGAGAGAGAGAGAGAGAGCCUAGCACCUCUGUUUCCUCCAUUCACUACCAUUUGGCCGAAAGGUCAGAUGGGCUAUUUCAAAAAUGCCCCCAGUGAAAAUCAAUGGGCAAAUCGUGGAGCUCAGAUCCUGUUUGUUGUUGUUGUCGGUGGUAGUGGGUCUAUGUUCUGUCUGUUCCAUCACUGAGGCAGGAGGGCCAGGCAAUGCCUAGUCAUUGAGAGUGAGAGAAUGAGAGAGAGAGAGGGGGAAGGAGACAGAGAGACAGAGACAAAAAGACAGAGAGAAAAGGAGACUUUGGGGGGCUGCGGUGGCGAGAGAUAGAGAGGGAGUUAAGGCCAGCAGAGAUAUAUCACGAUGUCAGACACACAGACACACUGCAGCCACAGAUUCAUCAUCGCAACCGCGUCUCCAGGCACAACUGGACACAGGAAACGAGUGAACUGGAGAAGAGGAGUGGAGCAAGGACAGGCAGAGAGAGACGAGGGAAGAGGCAAAAGACAAAUUGGCUACUAGAGCUGGCCAAAAUCUGACCAAAAGCUCCCGUUAGGGCCUGUUCGGCUGCUGAAGUAGACCAUGUCACGCCGAGAACGCUAAUAUUUCCACUGUAUGGCAUUGUUAAUAUAAGCUUGUUAAAGAUCCAACCACCAUAAACUAUUGCUCUUUUUCCGGUCUUGCUAUUGCAAAAGAGAUGUCACUUGUAGCUCAGAGUGAUUCCAGAGGACUUGUGUGAAAAAGAGAGCUGUCCAAUAGGAAGAUUUUUGUUAGAAUAAUUUUCAAAUAUUUUUUGUCUUCAGGCAUUGAGAGAUUGUCUUUUGCCCAUUUUGACACGCAGCACAGCUUGAAAUGUCUUGAACCUCUACCGAAUUAAUUCUGCCCUAGCUCAACUUUGAACCUUGCGUGGCUCCAAUUAAAAGCCUACAGUUAUACAUCCUUACUUGCUGUAUGAACAUAUACGUCAGAAUCUAUGAAUCAUAUUAGACUAAUACUCAUGUGACAUAUGCAUAACCAUGGUCAGAUUUAGCAUAUUUUGCAUCUGUUCCCAUAUAAUAAA
Larimichthys crocea (large yellow croaker) is the source of this 7033-nucleotide messenger RNA. Its product is annotated as transcription initiation factor TFIID subunit 4. The record is from RefSeq and is a predicted model, not a curated record. The coding region runs from base 102 to 3092 and encodes 996 amino acids. The transcript has 14 exons. Gene Ontology annotation, cellular component: transcription factor TFIID complex. Gene Ontology annotation, biological process: DNA-templated transcription; transcription initiation at RNA polymerase II promoter. Gene Ontology annotation, molecular function: protein heterodimerization activity; RNA polymerase II general transcription initiation factor activity; DNA binding. Lineage: Eukaryota; Metazoa; Chordata; Actinopteri; Sciaenidae.